This is a messenger RNA of Cydia fagiglandana, 2717 nucleotides long. RefSeq lists its product as uncharacterized. Gene Ontology annotation, biological process: apoptotic DNA fragmentation. Bases 1 to 2715 code for a protein of 904 amino acids. Gene Ontology annotation, molecular function: single-stranded DNA endonuclease activity; metal ion binding; nucleic acid binding. The transcript is spliced from 14 exons. Gene Ontology annotation, cellular component: nucleus; mitochondrial inner membrane. The record is from RefSeq and is a predicted model, not a curated record. Lineage: Eukaryota; Metazoa; Arthropoda; Insecta; Lepidoptera; Tortricidae.
AUGAGGUGCUUGGGGUUCGUAGUGGCGGCGCUAGCGGCGGCGGCGGCGGCGUCGCCGGCCGCGCUGCCCGACCCGGGGGAGCUGGCGUACGCGCUCGACGCCGACCAAUGGGAUGCCUACCAAGACGCUUGGCUCGCCAAUCAGUAUCUCAAAAGAAAUGUAGACGCUACCGCCGCUACGCGUGCUAACUCUGGAUGUGCUCUAAGAGUGAACGGCGACCUGGGGCAGCCGCAGCCGGUGUACCUGCGCGGCGAGCAGUUCGUGGAGGCCGCGGGCACCACGGGGCAGGUGCUCCUCCACGAAGGCGAGGAGCUACUUAUUGCCUGCACCGGCUCGGGCAGGACCAUCGUGCACCCCAACCUUGUUGCUGCCAACCAAGAAGCCCGAGUAUCCUGUGUGCGCGACAACCUAGUCUCCGGCGCGGGGUGGCUGAGCGCGGACAGCGAGUUCCUCGGCCUCACCUGCUCCUCCAACAGCCAGUACCUGGCGCGCGCCACCGACCAGCGCUGCUACGGCGACAACCUCCUUGUCGAGAUAGGUUUCGAGGUGUCUGGCGUGUGGCGGCCCCUGCUGUGGUCCUGCUUCGACCAGAGCCGCCUGGAGGUGCUGUACGUGCGGUACGAGCAGAAGCCCCAGAACGGGGAGCACCAGACAGGAGUCACGCGCCCCGGCUGGUUAGUGGGUGGAAUGUACCCCGGUGUGACGGGCGGCAUUAAUCUCCACUACACGCAGGCCCAGCAGAUAGCCACGAUUGCGCAGCUGGUCGGCCAGGAGCUGGCCGAGAAGUACAUCAGCGUGAACCGCGUGUACCUGGCGCGGGGACACCUGGCCGCCAAGACCGACUACGUGUUCGCCACGGGACAGAGGGCUACGUUCUUCUUCGUCAACGCCGCGCCGCAGUGGCAGCCCUUCAACAAUGGGAACUGGGACUGGCUUGAACAGAACGCCCGUGCGCGCGUGGCCGCGGCCGGGUACAACACGACCGUGUACACGGGCACGUUCGGCGUGGGCGUGGUGCGCGACGCCGACGACAACCACCACGAGCUCUACCUCUACACGGACGCCAACAACAACAAGCAGCUGCCCGUGCCCCGCUACUUCUACAAGGUGUUCUACGAGCCAUCACUACGUCGAGGCACAGCUUUCAUCGGCAUCAAUGAUAUAUUCGCGUCGGAGGAGGAGGUUCGCUCGUGGACGUUCUGCACCGACCGCUGCCGCGACAACCCCGACUUCGCCUGGCUGCGCUGGCAGCCCGACCGCAUCGACAUCGGCUACAGCUUCUGCUGCGAGGUCGACGACUUCCGCCGGACCGUGCCCCAUCUGCCGCCCUUCCAAUGUGAAAGUCGCGCUCGCUGCGCACACGCAGACACAAUGAUCCGUUUAACGGUGGUUAUCCUAGCGCUGGUGGCGGCGGCCGCGGCCCUGCCCGCCGAGAUGCCCAAUCCCGGGGAAUUAGUCUUCGUCCUGAACGAAGACGACUGGGAUGACUAUCUGGACGCUUGGCUCGCAAACGAGCAGCUAAAGUCGGGGGCCAACUCCACCAGCCGCAACGGAGCUCGGAAUGGGUGUACCUUCAGAGUGAACGGAGACCUCGGGCAGCCUCAGCCGGUGUACUUGCGCGGAGGCCGCUAUAUGGCCGCCGACGGCAACUCCGGCCAGAUCCGGCUGAGCUCCGGCGAGCAGGUCACCAUCGCCUGCACCGGCUCCGGCCGCACCAUCCAGCACCCCAACCUCGCGACCUCGGGACUCCAAAUAGCUACUGCAACUUGUGCCAGCGACGACCUGGUGACCGGCAGCUGGCUGAGCGGCAACGGCGCGUUCGGCGGCCUCACGUGCAGCGCCCACUCCUACCACGACGCCAUCGGCACCACCAGCAGAUGCUACAACGAUAACUUACUUAUCCAGGUGGGUUUUAUUGUUGACGGGUGGAUGUAUCCCCUGUACGUGUCCUGCUUCGACCAGAACCGGCUGGAGGUCCUGUACGUGGUGUAUGAACAGACCCCCGCCAACGCCGUCCACCAAACUGGCGUCGACCGCCCAAGCUGGCUCGUUGGCAGCUUUUUCCCCGGUGUGGGAGUGAACACCGCUUACACUCAAGUGCAGCAGAAGAUCUCCAUAGCUAACGUGGUCGGUGAGGAGCUGGCCGACAAGUACGUGACGACGACGCAGUUCCUGGCGCGCGGGCACCUGGCGGCCAAGUCCGACUACGUGUUCGCCACCGGCCAGCGAGCCACGUUCUGGUUCGUCAACGCCGCGCCGCAGUGGCAACCGUUCAAUGCUGGCAACUGGAACUGGCUGGAACAGAACGCUCGUGCUCGCAUCGGCGUCGCCGGCUACAACACAAUCAUCUACACGGGCACGUGGGGCGUGACGCAGCUGCGCGACGCCAACGGCGUGCUGCAAGACAUCUACCUGCACCGUGACGCCAACAACAACCCGCAGUUACCCGUGCCGCUCUACUUCUACAAGGUGAUCUACGAUGAAUCUCGCCGGCUGGGCACCGCGUUCGUGAGCAUCAACAAUCCCUGGUACACGGAAGAGGAGGUGCGCGCGCUGACGUUCUGCACGGACCGCUGCCGCACCGACGCCUUCAGCUGGAUCGGCUGGCAGCCCGACCGUAUCGACCUGGGCUACAGCUUCUGCUGCGACGUCGACGAGUUCAGGAGGACGGUGCCCCACCUCCCGGCCUUCACUGUUGACGGCCUUUUGUCAUAAUU